AUGGGCGGCCCGUUGACCCCUCAAGAGGCGGCUCCAGCUUAUGAAGAGCUGUACGAGCAACGUCCUUCGAAUUCUAGGACUGGGUACUCCCACGUCCCCGUCGCAGAUGAAGUUGACGAUAUCGAGCAUCAAGGACACGAACAUCAUCUCCAUUCCAAUGAUGCGCCCGUUCUCCAACUUGCUUCCCAAAAUGAGGAGCUAGUACACUUCCACUGUGAGGAAUGUGAUCGCCGACAAGAGCGUCGGGAGCGCAGGAAGGCUAGUCAGAACUGUUGUAUGAUGGUGUCAGCGACGUUUAUGGUCAUCAUAUUUUUGUUAUGUUUCUUUGGGUUUCGGUUGGCUGCGGAGCUUCACAAGAGGGGGAAUGAGAAGAAUCCCCGAGACUUCUUGGGAGAUGUUCAUUUCUUGAACAACUGA
Messenger RNA from Penicillium pulvis, 417 nucleotides. RefSeq lists its product as uncharacterized. The transcript has 2 exons. NCBI's taxonomy places the organism in Eukaryota, Fungi, Ascomycota, Eurotiomycetes, Eurotiales, Aspergillaceae. Bases 1 to 417 code for a protein of 138 amino acids. The record is from RefSeq and is a predicted model, not a curated record.